Messenger RNA from Colletotrichum costaricense, 453 nucleotides. RefSeq lists its product as uncharacterized. The coding region runs from base 1 to 453 and encodes 150 amino acids. NCBI's taxonomy places the organism in Eukaryota, Fungi, Ascomycota, Sordariomycetes, Glomerellales, Glomerellaceae. The record is from RefSeq and is a predicted model, not a curated record. The transcript has a single exon.
AUGCUCCUCAUCCUCAUCCUUCUGGCGGGCCAAGGUUCCUAUGGAAAGCUCCCCGACGUUGGAGCCCGCCAACCCUGUGCUUGCGCAUGUGUCUGUGCCUGUCAGACAGCUCCCUGGUUCUCUUCUCACAAGCGAUCCUUUUCCUCGAGCCAAGUCCGGCAUCUAUAUCACCAAAUACUACUGCAGGCCACCAUUGGCUCGAACGUCAGACCCUUCGAUUGGAGCGACAGGCGGAAGAAGGGUGGGCGGGUACUAUGGAAUUCAAUGCACUGUGGGCAAGGCCGCUUCGCAAGAAACGGGGACUAUGAAGCCGGUCCAUGUCAACGUUGCAACGGUUGGACGUCAAGGAUGUUCUGCAGUACACUAGACGGCGCUCUCUCCCGCCCCUCCAGCACCAGCCUGUGUGCCUGUCUUGUCUUUUUUGGCAACCUUGCUCAACCGAACGCACGGUAG